AUAUAUACUCAUAUGUGUAUAUAUAUAUAUACUCAUAUAUAUACUAUACUUAUUGUUUGGAAAAUUCCUAUUAACUUUUCAAGGCGUUGUUCAACUUUCAACUAUCAUCGAAUAUUAACCCCGGCUAUUUGCUCUGUCCUUCCUAUUGUACUUUGCACAUUCCAAUAUUACAACCCUUAUUACACCUGGUCAUAUUUCUUUAUUUGCAUGUCUUUCUCCACAAAUAGACUAUGAAUGGCUCCAGACAAGAAACUGUAUGCUUGAUUCUGGGCUUGGCAUAUAGGAACAUCUCAAUGAACAUUUCUGGGAUAGAUGGAUGGAUAGAGGGAUAGAUAAAGGAUAGUUGGAAAAUAUAUAAAUGACCUAUCAGAAUAAAACCUCCUGAGACCAGUAGUCAGCUAGAAUAGAUUUCUAGAGCAGGGAUACCCAGCUGAAUAAGAUCUGGCACUUGAAGACAUCAAGAAGGUUAGAGAUGGUUGGGCAUGAAGGCGUAUGCCUAUAAUCCCAGUACUCUGGGAGGCUGAGGCAGGAGGAUCAAUUGAGCCUAGAAUUUUGAGGCCUUCAUGGGCAACAAAGGGAUACCUCUGCAAAAUUUAAAAAUUCGUUAAAAACCUAGCCGGAUGUGCUGGUGUGCAGCUAUGGUUCUAGCCACUCAGGAGGCUGAGGUAGGAGAAUCAUUUGGUCUGGGAAGUUGAGGAUUAUGCCACUGCACUCCAGUGUUCUGGGUGACAGUGCAAGAUCCCAUCUCAAACAACAACAACAAAACCAAAAAAAAAAAUAGAAGAAGAAGGUUAGAGAAAAAAAAUCUAAGUCUAAACUAAUAGCUUCAGCAACGGCUUCCCCAUCAUCUCUCCUGCUGCUUGCCACACUGUUCUCCAUAAAACAGCCUGAAAGAGUUUUUAAAAGUAAAAUCAAAUCCUAUGUCUCACCUAUUUAAAACCUUUCUAUACCUUCCCAUUCCACCCUAAACUGAUCUCUAGCUCUCUCGGGCACUGCAUGAUCUGCUCAUCCUUCCAACGCAUUUCCUCAUCACUCUCCCUUUUACUCAUAAUGCCACAGCCAGAUUGGCCUCCCUUCUAUUCCAUAAACAAUCAAAACUUUCUUGCCUCUGGAUCUUCACAUUUAUCAUUCCCUUUUCAUAAAAUGGUGUUCCUCACCUUCUCAUGAUUGGCUGUCUGUUGGCAUGUAGAUCUCAGCUGAACUGUCACCGUCCUGAUGAGAUGAGACAUCCCUGACCAUCCUCUCCCAAAAACAAUCUGCUUCACUCAUCACAUCACACUGUUUCUCCCCUCCUAGCUGUUACCACAACCUGCAACUAACUUAUCAGUUGUCUACUUUAUUGUUUAUCUGUACCUGCAUAGGGACCUUAGACUGUCUUGCUUCCUGCUACGUUCCAAAAAGCCUAUAAUCAUGUCCAAUGUCAUAGAGGGCCCCAUACAUAUUUAUUAAAUAAAUUAAUCCAGGAAGGCAAAGCUGGAUCAAACUACAUCAGCACAUCUAGAGAAUUAUAGCAGUCAGAGGAGGAAAACUGUGAGUUAGGAUGGAAUCCAGCAGAAUGGUUCACUACCUAAGCCAAUAGACCUGAAAAGUCUUCUAUCAUUCCUUGACUGGACACUUCCCUGCAUGAAACCACGCCAUAGUACAGGUCCACUUUUGCCCAGAUCAACCCACAGAGCCAAGGGCUGGGUCAAAGGAACUUUAGCAUGGAAAACACCAAAAGAGAAUGCAGUCCCACAGCAGUCUCCCUGGUAAUAGCUUUUAAGGAUUAUUUGCUUAACCCAAAUAUAUGCAUAGGAUGUCCACCACCCACAUAUUUAGAAAAGGGAAAAUGAAGUAAGGUCAUACAACCUGCUUGCCUAUAACUGCAAUUCAGAACCCAGAAUUUAGGAGAAGUGAACACCCAAACUUUCAAAUCAGCAGUCCCUUUUUAAAAAAAAGUUCAUAAAGUGUGUGACUCAAAGAAGACCCUUUGAUUCUUCUCAGAGCAAAAGAUCUUAAAGGGCAAAUCAGAAAAGACUGAAACAGCCAGUGGAUUAUACAAUUUUGCGCAUCCUAUAUAUAUCUAUGAAAUAACUGUGGAAGUUGGCACUGUGGACAGAAGAGCUAUACUUAUAAAAUAUGCCCCAACAAAAAUCAUACUAUCUAUUAAAUAGUGCAGCAUAGAGAAAUCAGAAGAAAAGAAAAAAAGCAGAUGUUGCUAGAAGACUUGGAAGAGCAUCAGAUACUUUGGAGAAUCAUGGUCAUUGAAAAGGGGCUCAGAAGGCUAAAUUAGAUGUAAUUGUUAAUGGGUUGAUAAAAAGAAAAGGGAAAUUGACCAUGAUCCCAGUGUUAGGCCUUAACUUUUUACUCAGAUGUCAAAUUGGCUGCUGCAUUGGUGGGCUGAUAAUUUGAGGUCAAGGAGAGGUCUUUAAUCUGGCAGCCAGGAUGGAGUGCUUGUGCUGAAAGUUUAGGGACAUACUAAGAAAGCACAUAUCUAGGGAUGACUGUCUGGAUGACACAGCAAGUCACAGUUGCAUUAUGGGACAGGAGACCUAGAUGACCAUGGGCCUUGUAGAUGACCUUCAACGCCCUGAUUUGCAUAGCAACAUGUGACUUGUAAAAAAUGGAAGCUUCAUGAUUUAGUCUGUUUGUGCUAGUAUAACAAAAUAUAUGAGAUCAGAUCAUUUAUAAACAACAGAAACUUAUAUCUCACAUUCUGGAGGCUGGUAAGUCUGGUAAAAGCCCAGAGUCUCCUUCCAAGAUGGCUUCUUGUUGCUGCAUCCUCUGCAGGAGAUGGAUACUGUGUCCUCACGUGGCAGAGGAAUGGAAGGGGCCACCUAGUUCCCUCAAGCCCUUUUAUAAGGUCACUAAUCCCAUUCAUGAGGGCCUUGUCCUCAUAUGUUAAUCACUUCCUAAUGACCCCAGCUCUAAAUACUAUCACAUUGGCAAUUAAGUUUCAACAUAUGAAUUUGGAGGUAACACCUUCAGACCAUACAAUUUCACGAGAUCAAGAAAGAAUAUGGGACAAGGGUGAUUUUGGUGUAGGCUAACUCCUGCACUGCUGCAAUGGACUUUGGGAAUAUCUCUUACUUUGAGUCACACUGCCAAGGCCAGAGACAAGACAGAACAGAGGAGCAAAAGAAAGCCUAAAAUAUUCAUUCUCAUGACCUAGGAUGAUACAGGAUUUUAUGACCCAAUGGCUAAUGUUAUUCUGUGCAAUGCACUGACCUCCAAGAAAAGUAGCAGAAAGAGAGUUUUCAGAUAAGAGAUUUAGGGACCCUGGAACAAAGUAAUAUUGGCUACUCCAGUUCUUCCACAGUAAAUGAGAAAGGAGAAACCUUUAUUUUGGUCACAUUGGAUAGUUUUAGUGGAUAGAUGGAGGCUUUCUCAAUAAAGUACUAAAGAGCUAAACUAAUGGCAGAGAUUAAAGUCUAAGAAAUCUUCUCUUUCCCAGGGGUCCCCAAGUUUGCCUCAGACCGUGGGCAAACUCAUGAAAGAGCUGACUCACUAGCAUAUGACCAAACCUAAACAGACUUUGCUCUCCUCUGGCUUGUUCCCCUGCACUCAUACCCUUGUCCUCCAUCAGAAAUCAGCCACAGAGACAGUGGGACUUGGCGCCCUUUCUAAAACUUUACUCUCUGGAAUUUCACUUCUAUAUCAUAGAACUCUUUGUCAGAUACCACUUUCUCAGCCUCGUUCCAUUUGUGUUAAGUUUAUAACUACAGUCUCAUGAUUCUCCUCACAUCAGAAAAAGAUAAGAACAUCUCAGUACUAAAUUUUUUUUGUGGUUAAGUAAACAAAUAAAUAAAGCCUUGAAGAUAAAACUUGAAAUUAUAGAAAACAUAAGUAGGAUAACAUCCACCCCUCCAAACACCCAAUCACAGUCUCGUAAAUCAUUUUUUUUUGUAAAUCAUUUUUUUUUCAUGCUUUCAUGUUGGCUAGUGAUCAUGUUGCAAAAUUUCCCAAAGUUUCUUUUAUUACAGGUACUUCAAGCAGGCAUAAUUGUCUGCUUAAGGUCAUCUCUUCAAACCUGAAAUCAUCAGCUGAGGACUUGUGGGAGACAUUACAGAUAGGUUUGGGCCCUCUUCUGGGUCACGCUAGAAUCAGAUCUGCUCUCCAGCAUUUUCUGUUUCCUGGCAAGUGUUUCCUGCUACUUUGGAUUGGCCACGAUGGGCUGGAGCUGCCUUGUGACAGGAGCAGGAGGGCUUCUGGGUCAGAGGAUCGUCCGCCUGUUGGUGGAAGAGAAGGAACUGAAGGAGAUCAGGGCCUUGGACAAGGCCUUCAGACCAGAAUUGAGAGAGGAAUUUUCUAAACUCCAGAACAAGACCAAGCUGACUGUACUUGAAGGAGACAUUCUGGAUGAGCCAUUCCUGAAGAGAGCCUGCCAGGACAUCUCGGUCAUCAUCCACACCGCCUGUAUCAUUGAUGUCUUUGGUGUCACUCACAGAGAGUCCAUCAUGAAUGUCAAUGUGAAAGGUACCCAGCUACUGUUGGAGGCCUGUGUCCAAGCCAGUGUGCCAGUCUUCAUCUACACCAGUAGCAUAGAGGUAGCCGGGCCCAACUCCUACAAGGAAAUCAUCCAGAACGGCCACGAAGAAGAGCCUCUGGAAAACACAUGGCGCACUCCAUACCCGUACAGCAAAAAGCUUGCUGAGAAGGCUGUGCUGGCGGCUAAUGGGUGGAAUCUAAAAAAUGGUGAUACCUUGUACACUUGUGCCUUAAGACCCACGUAUAUCUAUGGGGAAGGAGGCCCAUUCCUUUCUGCCAGUAUAAAUGAGGCCCUGAACAACAAUGGGAUCCUGUCAAGUGUUGGAAAGUUCUCUACAGUCAACCCAGUCUAUGUUGGCAACGUGGCCUGGGCCCACAUUCUGGCCUUGAGGGCUCUGCGGGACCCCAAGAAGGCCCCAAGUGUCCGAGGUCAAUUCUAUUACAUCUCAGAUGACACGCCUCACCAAAGCUAUGAUAACCUUAAUUACAUCCUGAGCAAAGAGUUUGGCCUCCGCCUUGAUUCCAGAUGGAGCCUUCCUUUAACCCUGAUGUACUGGAUUGGCUUCCUGCUGGAAGUAGUGAGCUUCCUACUCAGCCCAAUUUACUCCUAUCAACCCCCCUUCAACCGCCACACAGUCACAUUAUCAAAUAGUGUGUUCACCUUCUCUUACAAGAAGGCUCAGCGAGAUCUGGCGUAUAAGCCGCUCUACAGCUGGGAGGAAGCCAAGCAGAAAACCGUGGAGUGGGUUGGUUCCCUUGUGGACCGGCACAAGGAGACCCUGAAGUCCAAGACUCAGUGAUUUAAGGAUGACAGAGAUGUGCAUGUGGGUAUUGUUAGGAAAUGUCAUCAAACUCCACCCACCUGGCUUCAUACAGAAGGCAACAAGGGCACAAGCCCAGGUCCUGCUGCCUCUCUUUCACACAAUGCCCAACUUACUGUCUUCUUCAUGUCAUCAAAAUCUGCACAGUCACUGGCCCAACCAGAACUUUCUGUCCUAAUCAUCCACCAGAAGACAAACAAUAUGAUUUGCUGUUACCAAAUCUCAGUGGCUGAUUCUGAACAAUUGUGGUCUCUUUUAACUUGAGGUUCUCUUUUGACUAAUAGAGCUCCAUUUCCCCUCUUAAAUGAGAAAGCAUUUCUUUUCUCUUUAAUCUCCUAUUCCUUCACACAGUUCAACAUAAAGAGCAAUAAAUGUUUUAAUGCUUAACAUGGAGAGAAGCAUGGUUUCUGUUAAUACAUACUUUCAUCCUUUUCCUUUCAUUUCCAACUAUCACCAUCUCCAACUUAGAAGAGUAGCAUGAAACCGGGGUUGGGGGGUGGGCAGAGUAGUAGGAGGUACAGAAAGGGCAGAUGAAUACUGAAUAAGCUCUACUAUGUUUUAGGCAUGUAUGAAAUGAACUACAUAUGACAUAUAUUAUCUCAUUUAAUACUCAUCAGAAACCUGUCAAUUGAGGAAAAUGACAAGACACGUCUCAAUCAUUUUAGGAGAUUCACUUGAAGAUGUGCCCAGGAGACAGGCCUAUGCCUUUCUCCAAAGAUGAUUUUGAGGUCUCCAAUUCAAAGGAGGGAAAGAGAGGGAUAUUGAGAAGCACACAGUUUUUAUGUAAUGGGAUGGUAGGAAAAAAAUAGUCAUUCAUGCCUUUGUCUGGCUCAGUGAAUCUGCAUUUUUUACAUAAGAUGACAUAAACAGUAGGGGCAGAGGGAAAUG
Messenger RNA from Pan troglodytes (chimpanzee), 6176 nucleotides. It is a transcript of the gene HSD3B2, whose product is annotated as hydroxy-delta-5-steroid dehydrogenase, 3 beta- and steroid delta-isomerase 2. The transcript is spliced from 4 exons. Gene Ontology annotation, biological process: steroid biosynthetic process. Bases 4149 to 5267 code for a protein of 372 amino acids. Gene Ontology annotation, molecular function: oxidoreductase activity, acting on the CH-OH group of donors, NAD or NADP as acceptor. Lineage: Eukaryota; Metazoa; Chordata; Mammalia; Primates; Hominidae. The record is from RefSeq and is a predicted model, not a curated record.